AUGGCGGAUUGGGGACCUGUUGUAGUCGCUGUGAUACUGUUCGUGCUUUUGACUCCGGGACUUCUCUUUCAGAUUCCGGCGAGAGGUCGUGUUGUUGAAUUUGGUAAUAUGCAGACUAGUGGAGCGUCGAUUCUCGUCCACACCAUCAUUUUCUUCGGUCUUAUAACCAUCUUCACCAUCGCCAUUCGUCUCCAUAUCUAUACCGGCACUAGGCAGUUAGCCUUAGUUUGGUUUAUUGGUAUUCGAGUUCAAAUUGGAAUUGAGUACUAA
Molecule: messenger RNA, 270 nt
Organism: Arabidopsis thaliana (thale cress)
Lineage: Eukaryota; Viridiplantae; Streptophyta; Magnoliopsida; Brassicales; Brassicaceae
Product: transmembrane protein, putative (DUF 3339)
Exons: 2
Coding region: 1-270 (89 amino acids)
Source: RefSeq, marked reviewed